CUGCCGCACGGGACGGUGGCCACCCCGGUGUUCAUGCCGGUGGGCACGCAGGCCACCAUGAAGGGCAUCACCACCGAGCAGCUGGACGCGCUGGGCUGCCGCAUCUGCCUGGGCAACACCUACCAUCUGGGUCUGCGGCCGGGUCCCGAGCUGAUCCAGAAAGCGCACGGUCUGCACGGCUUCAUGAACUGGCCCCACAACCUGCUGACGGAUAGCGGCGGCUUCCAGAUGGUGUCCCUGGUAUCCCUGUCCGAGGUGACGGAGGAGGGCGUCUGUUUUCGCUCCCCGUACGAUGGCGCGGAGACCCUCCUGAGCCCCGAGAAGUCGGUGGAGAUCCAGAACGCGCUGGGUUCAGACAUUAUCAUGCAGCUAGACGACGUGGUCAGCAGCACUGUGACCGGGCCACGGGUGGAAGAAGCCAUGCACAGGUCAGUCCGAUGGCUGGACCGGUGCAUUGCGGCCCACCGGCAGCCGGACAAGCAGAACCUCUUUGCCAUCAUUCAGGGCGGACUGGACUCGGAUCUCCGGGCUACCUGCCUCGAAGAGAUGACCAAGAGGAACGUGCCAGGCUUUGCUAUCGGGGGCCUGAGCGGGGGUGAGAGUAAGAACCAGUUCUGGAAGAUGGUGGCACUGAGCACCUCCAAGCUGCCUAAGGACAAGCCCAGAUACCUGAUGGGGGUUGGUUAUGCCACUGAUCUGGUGGUCUGCGUGGCUCUUGGCUGUGACAUGUUCGACUGCGUCUUCCCCACGAGGACAGCGCGCUUUGGCUCGGCCCUGGUGCCCACCGGGAACCUGCAGCUGCGGAAGAAGCAAUAUGCAAAGGAUUUUGGGGUCAUCGAUCCACAGUGCACCUGUCCCACCUGCCAGAAGCACAAUCGGGCCUUCCUGCACGCCCUGCUCCACAGUGACAACACGGCAGCCCUGCACCACCUCACUGUCCACAACAUCGCCUACCAGCUGCAGCUCAUGAGCGCUGUGCGCGCCAGCAUCGUGGAGAAGCGCUUCCCCGCCUUCGUGCGCGACUUCAUGCGCACCAUGUACGGGGACGCCACCCUCUACCCGACCUGGGCCACCGAAGCCCUGGCCUCCGUGGGGAUUGAGCUGGACUGACCCGGCCUGUGGGAGGGUGGGCUGGAAGGGAUUAAAGG
Messenger RNA from Echinops telfairi (small Madagascar hedgehog), 1148 nucleotides. RefSeq names its product queuine tRNA-ribosyltransferase catalytic subunit 1 (gene QTRT1). Bases 34 to 1110 code for a protein of 358 amino acids. The transcript is spliced from 10 exons. Gene Ontology annotation, cellular component: cytosol. Gene Ontology annotation, molecular function: tRNA-guanosine(34) queuine transglycosylase activity. The record is from RefSeq and is a predicted model, not a curated record. Lineage: Eukaryota; Metazoa; Chordata; Mammalia; Afrosoricida; Tenrecidae.